AUGAGUAGCCACGCCUACCCGCAAGCUCCACCACUCCCGAGUCCAACCGCUGGUCUCCAGACCCUUCCUAGUGGUAGCAGCGGUAAUGACUUUCGAGGCUCUGGCGUAACACCACCUGUAACGCAUAAACGAUCUUAUCAGGCGUGUAUCCCUUGUCGUCGUAGGAAGGUCCGUUGUGACCUAGGAAGCGUUGAGGCACCUCAUAGCCCUCCAUGCGUUCGAUGCCGACGGGAAAGUAAAGAGUGCUUCUUUUCGGCUACCCGGCGGAGGGGCCCUGGCGAACUAACGGGCUCUGGUGAUGAUGAUGGGCCGAGUCGGAAGAGGUUGAAGGAGGAUACCACCAAGAGGACUGUCGUUGGUCCUCCUGUCCUACCCACGACUCUACCCACGAAACCAGGCCAUUCAAGGUCUCAAAGUGUAUCAGCAUCGAGUGCAGGAGAGUUUGUAUCGCGACCUCGUCAAAGGCCGAAUGGUAGAAAUAGCCUCCCCGAGCCGGGUGAUUACUUUGAAGGCCAACAAGAUGGCGAUAGGGAUAUCGAUCCCACUCUAGCCGCUCAGUCCUUCACAGAGACGGCUCAAGCCGCCACAAACUCUGCCUCUACUCUUCUAAAUACUGAGAUCUAUAAUACGCCAGAUGCACUAGCCCUUCUUUUCGAAGCCGUCGGCAGGUCGUCCCAUAUUUCACCUAUCAAUCAUCCCUCUACAUCGGCGACUUCAAGCGUACCCAGGCGAAGUUUUGAUCGUAAGAAUUCCUCUCCAUCCGCUGCAACAGCUUGUUCUCCAACUAUUGCAGAGCCUGGGAACAUGCGCCCUCCCCCACCCAAGAGUAGUACAUCGUCGUGUGACUCGCGUGGCGUGAGGUUUCAAGAUGGAUCUGUCAGCCCAAAAGUGAACCGGAAUCACAUCAACAAUCUUUCCAUCCACUCAAAGAGGAACCGACGGCUCACGGGGAGGGAAAUGAGUCCAUCUCGCAGUCGAGUGCUUUUGGCUGAUGAAGAUGAAGUUCCAGAAUCCAUUCUUGACCCUGCCUUAAUCAACCAUAUCGAGGAUUCUGAGGAGGAAGAAAGCCCAUUAGCAGAAACUGGCGUAGAAAAUGGCCCCAUCGCCGACCCGAAGUCGCCGACGUCGCCUACAUCAGCCCACCCGAGUACUUCCUCAUCGAAGACUAAGGACGAUGACCCAUUCAAGAUGUACCCCGAGGACGCGAUUGCUGUGUCCCUCAAAGCCUGGGCCAAGUAUCGGUUUGUUAUUGCAGGGUGGUUCACGCCACAAGAAGCCUUACUAUAUAUGACAUACUUCUAUAACCAUAUGGCGCCAAUGAGCCCGAUAUUUACUGGUUAUUAUUCUGAUCCAUCAACCCACGACGAACUAGUACAAACUGAACCAGUACUAGCAACAACUCUUUUGACAUUGGCUUCUCGGUACUGUCUUCUUCCCGGGGCAGGUGGACUUUCAAGAUCAUAUGCUAUCCAUGAUAAGCUCUGGAGAAACCUUCAAAGCUUGUUUCAAAGAUUAAUGUGGGGGAGCGAGAAGCGGAUGAGGACCAUGGGAACUGUACUCGCCCUUGUCGCGCUAACCGAGUGGCACUGCAGAGGGUUGCAUUUCCCCGGAGAGGAUGAUGGAGAAUACGCAGGACUUGGUGGUUUCGGUUUGCCCGAGGAUAAACCGGAACGGGAUGACGAUGGCGAAUCUAGCACCGCUAACAAAUAUGUCGUCGAGGGACUUGGGGAUAGUAUUGGCAAUCUUCUUGAACCAGCUUACAGAAGCGACCGCAUGAGCUGGAUGCUACUUGGAAAUUCACUCGCGCUAGCCUAUGAGCUUGGGGUUUUCGACGAAAACGAUGAGGAUAACGCAAACCGCCCGAUCGGUGGCGUUGAAAACAAUCACCCUUCUGCUUCCAAACUUGUCGCGAAGCCAAGCACCGCAACAGUUCAAAGGAUCCUAGUGAUAUCUGUUAUGCAUCUUGCUAGUCGACUUGGCUGGACAAGCAUGAUCCCACGCCAUAUAUCCGUUACGGUAUUGUUCAGGGGGAAACAGCGUUCUCCAUUCCUACAGCAACAGCUUCAAAACGGCGCUCCCGAACCAGUUGACGCAGAUGAACCCCCUUCGUUAACAGCAACGCCUGUGCAAGAUCUCGUGCUUCAAUCGUGGGUAGAGCUGACUUCCCUUAUGAAGUCUGCCUCGGAGCUUCUCUUCCCGUCCCGAAAGGCGACCAAGAUGGUUCUACGAACAGGCCGGUAUACCCAACUCCUCGAGCAUUUCCAACCGCUACUUAGGGCAUGGAGACGGGAGUUCGACAAUCUGACUAUUGAAGAGCCCAUGCGAUCAAUUAUGAGGGUCGAAUUUGAAUACCUUAGGCUGUAUGUCAAUAGUUUAGCGCUGCAGGCGGUUGUGGAUAGGUGUACAAACACCAACCUCAACCCAAAUCACCUUAAUGGGAGCUCAAAGAAAAGCAAGGAAGGGGCAACGCCAAUAGACUUAAACGGAAAUCCCACAAUCACCCCUGCAACCUUCUUAGCCCCCCCUCCAGUCAUGGCUUCUAAUCCUGGUUAUGCAACCCUUAUGCAGAUAUGUGCGGGAGACGAGGAAUAUAUCAAGGAAGUAGUUGACGCCUCUCGCUGCCUUCUUCUAACGGUCAUCCGAAAGCUUCUUCCAGGAGGCUGGUUGAAACAUGCACCGGUCCGAACAUAUCUCCGAAUCGCAUCAGCCGCUAUGUACCUUCUGAAAACCUUCGCGCUUGGUGCACGAGAAGACGAUAUCAAAGUAUCAUUGAAACUCAUGGACCAAACUGUAUACGCCCUCCGUGCUGCCAGCUGUGACGACGUUCACCUUGCCCUUCGGUUCGGUGACCUCCUUGAAACGCUCACCUCUAGGAUCAGAGCAAGAUUUAUCCGAAUGAAUCAGAGCGGGAAGGACACUCCGAAUAAGCUUAAUCAUGGGGAAGGUGCAAACGCAGACCAACCAAUGCCGGAUGCCGCAACAGUUAACACGACCAACGGCGUCAACGAUCUAGACAACCUAGGUAUGCCACAUCCACACAUCGUCUAUGGGAACAGCAUCUACCCAAACGACCAGCAGAAUUACCAAAAUGGGUUCAACGGGAAUACAGUUCCUCAACAGUUCCCGACAUAUUCGAAUGUCUUCCCGACCUCAUUUCAUGCUAUGGGUGAUACUGGUAACUUUACCAAUUUGGCGAAUAUGUACGGUAUUGGAGAUAAUGAAAUGGAUGGAUUGUUUGGAAAUAACAAUACCAGUGGGGAUGAUUGGUUGACACUACCAAUUGAGCCCCUUCUCGGUUAUGGGGCUGGGGUAAGUAAUGGAUUGAUGGGUCCGGAUGUCGGAGGGCAGGAUCUGCUUGAGCUGCUACUCGCUGAGGAAAGCUAA
Orbilia oligospora ATCC 24927 is the source of this 3384-nucleotide messenger RNA. RefSeq lists its product as uncharacterized. Gene Ontology annotation, biological process: positive regulation of transcription by RNA polymerase II; aromatic amino acid catabolic process. Gene Ontology annotation, molecular function: zinc ion binding; DNA-binding transcription factor activity, RNA polymerase II-specific. The record is from RefSeq and is a predicted model, not a curated record. Gene Ontology annotation, cellular component: nucleus. NCBI's taxonomy places the organism in Eukaryota, Fungi, Ascomycota, Orbiliomycetes, Orbiliales, Orbiliaceae. The transcript has 4 exons. Bases 1 to 3384 code for a protein of 1127 amino acids.